AUGUCACCGUUAAUCCUUAUCAUUGCCGCCGUUAUACUGCCGUUUGCCAUUGUCUAUUCACUGAUUACAAGGCGUUUGGAAUGGCGGAGCAGACUUAAGGAAUCUGGGUUUCCAGUUGUUGAAACUGGAAGUCUGUUGUUCGGUAACCUGGAUGUAAUUAAGAGCGAGAACGCACCAUGGUUGUUGACCAAACUAGCUAACAUUUAUGGUCAUACCUAUGGUAUCAUGUUAGGUGCUUACCCAGCAGUUGUUACUUCGGAUCCUGAUGUCAUACAAGACAUCUGCCUUAAAAAGUUUCAAUAUUUUCACUCGCGAUUUGAUGAUCCAACUGUUCCAGACGUAGACAGUACUCGUGCUAUACACGUAUUUGCUGCACGCGGUGAGAGAUGGAAACGAAUUAGAACUUUAGCAUCUCCUGCACUGUCAACUCAAAAUCUAAAAAAACUUUAUCCUAUCGCUUUAGACUCAGUUUUAAAAUUUAUUGAACGGUUGGAGCAAGAUGCAACUUCGCGGAACCCAGUUGAUCUACACAGCCGUUUUCAAAUUUUGGCCUAUGAUGUAAUAUCACGAUGUUGUAUUGGCCGGAAACAAAGUAUGCAGGAAAACGACCCAAAUCUAGCCUUAAUAUUAGAAAAAUUUACUCCCACUCUUAAGUUUCAGAAAUCCAGUACUGAAACAUUAAGUUGGUGUUUACCAGAAUUUAAAGGUCUAUUUGCAUGGUAUCAGAGUGUUGUCGACAGAAUCAAUUCUGCAUUAGGCAAACCAACAGAUCCAUUUGCAGCCUAUGCAAUAAAUAUUCGAAAGAUAGUUGAUGAAAGAGACAAGACCGAGAACAGAUAUGACAUGAUGCAGUUUUUGAAAAAUGCUGAGGAAAAUGACUGGAAUGAUUGGAUAAAGGAAAAUGACCGACCAGUGAAUUUUGGGAAAGUGAAGAUUGAUAAGAAAAUGCUGAGUGAGGAAAUUACAUUGACAAUAAGGUUCAUGUCAACAGCAGGAUUCGAUACUACUGCCAAUACCUUAGCGUACCUCAUGCACCUCUUAGCCAAAAAACCUGAAGAACAAGAAAAAUUAAGGGCUGAAAUCAACAGCUACGACGAGGUGAACCAUGAAACGAUACAAAAGAUGGAAUAUCUACAGUGGUCAAUAUAUGAGAUCCUCCGACUUUACCCACAUUCGUCAUUUCUGCAAUCUAGACGAUGUGUAGAAGACUGCCAGGUGCAAGAAUUCAUUUUCCCACGAGGUGCAAAUAUAGUUUUUGACACUUGGACUCUUCAUCACGACCCGGAAAUUUGGGGAGAUGAUGUUGAAGAAUAUAGGCCAAGCAGAUUUGGAGCAGAAAGAACUGCUAAACAAAUGCAAAGUUGGACGCCGUUUGGAGUUGGGCCUCGUCAAUGUAUUGGCAUGAGAUUUGCAUUGAUGGAAUUAAAGACAGUAAUUAGCUUGAUCUUGAAAAAAUUUAGGAUAAAACCAAUUAGUGAAGAAAGUAACUUACGCAUGCGGCUUCGUGAGAUGGGCACUGUAUGGCCAGAUUCAUCAAAAGUAAUAUUUGAACUUUUAUAA
Molecule: messenger RNA, 1560 nt
Organism: Enterobius vermicularis (human pinworm)
Lineage: Eukaryota; Metazoa; Nematoda; Chromadorea; Rhabditida; Oxyuridae
Source: the annotation of a GenBank genome assembly